Molecule: messenger RNA, 3358 nt
Organism: Pistacia vera
Lineage: Eukaryota; Viridiplantae; Streptophyta; Magnoliopsida; Sapindales; Anacardiaceae
Product: probable leucine-rich repeat receptor-like serine/threonine-protein kinase At3g14840
Exons: 24
Coding region: 129-3158 (1009 amino acids)
Biological process (GO): protein phosphorylation
Molecular function (GO): protein kinase activity; ATP binding; protein binding
Source: RefSeq, a predicted model, not a curated record
UUUUCCCCUUACUAUGUACCUUCCAAGUAUUUUCAUGCAUUAAAUCUUUUUAUUUUCACUCUGCGAAGAGCUAUAUAUAUCUUGCUACUUAUAUAAUUUCUGAUCUGCAACAUAUAUAAAAUUAUACGAUGUUGUUUCAUCAUCUCCUUUUCCUUUCACUUGUUUCUGCCUUUUGUCUCAUAACUUUGGCUUCUGGAGCCCCCGUUUUGCCAGAAAGUGAAGUGGAAGCUUUAAAAGAGAUAGCAAAGAGGCUAGGCAAAAGAGAUUGGAAUUUCAGUGUAGAUCCGUGCAGUAAAGAGGAGAGUUGGGUUGCAGUUGCAGAGAAUCUUCUGAAAAACGUCACUUGCAAUUGCUCCUUCUCCAAUGGCACUGUUUGUCAUGUUGUUAGCAUAAUUCUCAAGUCUGAGAGUCUCCCUGGCACUCUUCCACCAGAAUUGACUAGGCUAUCUUUCCUCCAACAAAUUGACCUCACUCGCAAUUAUCUCAGUGGCGGAAUCCCGCCAGAAUGGAGCACCCUGCCACUCAUCAACAUUACACUUCUUGGAAAUCGGUUAACGGGCACAAUUCCAAAAGAUCUUGCAAAAAUUACCACGCUUAAAAGUUUAGUCCUGGAGUUCAAUCAACUUUCAGGAGAUUUGCCUCCAGAGCUUGGAAAUCUCCCCAGCAUUGAAAGACUCCUUCUUACCUCAAACAAUUUUACUGGGGAAUUGCCAGAAACAUUUGCUAAUUUGACCACACUGAAGGAAUUUCGAAUUGGCGAUAACAACUUCACUGGACAGAUACCUAAUUUUAUUCAGAACUGGACAGACCUUACCAAAUUAUUUAUUCAGGGAAGCGGUUUGGAAGGUCCAAUUCCUUCUGCCAUUUCUGCUUUGGAAAACUUAACUGAGCUGAGAAUCAGUGACUUGAAUGGAAGUGAUGCGCGUUUUCCGCCGCUUAGUAAGAUGACUAAGCUGAAAACACUGAUAUUGAGAAGUUGCAACCUCAUUGGAGAUAUACCAUUAGAUCUUGGGAAAAUCACAACCUUGAAAACAUUAGAUCUCAGCUUUAACAAGCUAAGUGGAGUGCUCCCGACCAACCCGACUGGUCUAAAAGAUGUGGAUUACAUAUUUUUAACCGGAAACUUACUAACUGGAGAAGUGCCUGCUUGGCUGCUGGGAAAAGAUGACAACUCUGAUCUUUCUUAUAACAAUUUCACUGGUGGAAAUUCAGAGACCUGCCAACCUGGAAACGUGAACUUGUUUGGAAGCUCUUCUAAGGCCAGUGACUCCACCAGCAUUGUUUCAUGUUUGAGGAGCUCUCAGUGUCCAAAAACUUUGUACUUUCUUGGUAUUAAUUGUGGUGGAAAAGAAGAGACUAUCAAUGGAAGAACAUAUGAAGAUGAUACAUAUCAAGCAGGACCUUCAAAUUUUUACAGAAGAGAUACUUGGGCAUUUAGCAGCACUGGUCGCUUCUUGGAUGAUGACCGCCCCAUUAAAACAUAUAUUGCGCAAAAUUCAUCCAUACUGUCAACUAAUGAUCCCCAGCUAUACACACAAGCGCGCCUUUCUCCCCUCUCUCUAACUUAUUAUGGAUUUUGUCUGGGAAAUGGAAACUACACCGUCAAACUCCACUUUGCAGAGAUAAUUUUUACUGAUGACAAAACAUAUAGCAGCUUGGGGAGGCGAGUGUUUGAUGCUUACAUUCAGGGAAAGCGGGUGCUGAAGGAUUUCAAUAUUGAGGUUGCAGCUGGCGGCGUUGGGAAGGCAUUUAUACAUUCAAUACCUCAUGUUUCCAUCACCAACAAAACUGUGGAGAUCCGUUUUAUUUGGGCUGGGAAAGGAACAACAGAUAUCCCUACUAAAGGAGUUUAUGGUCCUCUUAUAUCAGCUAUUUCUGUUGAACCUGGUAGGUUUAAUGAAUUCACUCCCCCAUCAGAAAAAAGCAGUAGUAUAUCUACUGGCACAGUCAUUGGAAUCGUGGUUGGAAUAGUGGUCACUAUUAUCCUGGUUGUGGGUAUCCUUUGGUGGAAAGGUUGUCUAAGACAGAAGAGUACAUUGGAACAAGAUCUAAAGGGUCUGGACUUGCAUACUGGUUCCUUUACCCUAAGGCAAAUUAAAGCUGCCACAAACAACUUUGAUGUAGCUUACAAGAUUGGAGAAGGUGGCUUUGGUCCUGUUUACAUGGGUAUCUUGGCAGAUAGCACUGUAAUUGCAGUUAAGCAGCUAUCAUCGAAAUCUAAGCAAGGAAAUCGAGAGUUUGUGAAUGAGAUUGGCAUGAUUUCUUCUUUGCAACACCCCAAUCUAGUAAAGCUUUAUGGAUGUUGUAUAGAAGAAAACCAAUUAUUGCUAAUCUAUGAGUACAUGGAAAAUAACAGUCUUGCUCGAGCUUUGUUUGGUCCAGAAGAGCAUCAGUUGAAGUUGGAUUGGCCAACAAGGCACAAGAUAUGUGUUGGUAUAGCGAGAGGUUUGGCUUAUCUCCAUGAAGAAUCAAGGUUGAAGAUUGUGCAUAGAGACAUCAAGGCCACUAAUGUUCUUCUUGAUAAGGACCUAAACGCUAAGAUAUCUGACUUUGGUUUGGCAAAGCUAGACGAAGAGGAAAACACCCACAUAAGCACACGAGUUGCCGGAACAUUUGGAUACAUGGCACCAGAAUAUGCAAUGCGAGGUUAUUUAACUGAUAAAGCAGACGUUUAUAGUUUUGGAGUUGUUGCCCUGGAAAUUGUUAGUGGGAGAGGCAACUGUAGUGUGCGGUCAAAGGGAGAAACUAUUUAUCUUCUUGAUUGGGUUCAUCUCUUAAAAGAGAAAGGACACUUAAUGGAUCUAAUCGAUCCAAGAUUGGGCUCUGAUUUUGACAAAGAAGAAGUUAUGGUGAUGAUCAAUGUGGCUCUCUUAUGCACCAAUGCCUCUUCUGCCAUUAGGCCUACAAUGUCUUCAGUUGUAAGCAUGCUUGAAGGCAAGGCUGUUGUUCCAGAUUCGAUUCCAGACUCAAGUAUCUCCAUUGAUGAGACCAAGUUCGAAGCAAUGAGAAAUUAUUAUCAGGGCGGCAGAGAACAAUCUAACAAUGGGAACCAGAGCUGUAGUAUGUCGGCGGACGGGCUGUGGACAGGUUCUUCAACAUCUGCGGCUGAUCUUUAUCCACUCACUCUGGAUUCAGAAUAUCUCAUUGCUAGAAAUUAGUCUUUAGAGAUGUGCAAUUUCCUUUGGUUGGUUGCUUGUUUGACAAACUAUCUUAACCUCAAACAAGUUCAAAUAUGUUAUUUUUGUAUACUUUUUUCCUGUUAUUUUUCCACAUGUUAAACAGAAUAUAAUUGAAUAAAACUAGGAUAGGUCUACGAAUAUAAUUGUUUUGUAUAAAACCAGAAUAUACUUACUCUUGA